AUGUCUCGACUAGAUAAUAUUGAUGCAUUGGAAAAACAAUUAGAGGACUUACAAAUGGCAAAAGAUUUAAAUUCAUCAACUAAAAUUAAAAAGAUACCACCAGCUGUGCCACCAAAAAAGAAAGCACAACCACAAGUUCCUCAUAGUGCAGUCGUCAAUUCAGUGUGUGAACCGUCUUAUUCUGCGAAGAUAACUCCGCUACAAAACUUUCAAAAUAAUGCUGCACCUCCACCACCACCACCUCCUCCACCAACAUACAGUAAUAUACCAAGACACCCAGUCAAUGUACACCCUUUGCAUAAAGAUUAUGCUAAUGUAACACAGCUAUCACUACCUAAUCAUUCAUUACGUCAUAAUGUUAUGCCUCCUAAAAGUUUUAGUACAGUCUACACCAAUGUUUAUCAAAACAGUAAUCCACCACCACCACCACCUCCCCCUCCUCCGUUAAACCUCACUCAAACUAUAACAUAUGAUACAAAUCAAAAUGAAGAUUUCAUUCCCCCUCCAUCUCCAGUCAGCUCAAACUACAGUGAACUUAUGAGGGCUACUGCUAACAUAAAUUUCAAUCAUGACCGGCCAACUUACCCAGUUAUAUAUCAAAAUGAGUAUCCUGAAUAUGGUGAAUCACAAGCUUCAACUUAUGAGUCACUGUAUGAACCUAUUAACCUACACCCUACAUCUAAUUCAGGGCAAACCAUCAAUAACCAAACUUCUAUAAACAAACUGGGACCUAUGGGAAAAUCUCCUCUGCCAAAAGAAGAAGAGGUUGAUGCAUUAACUAAUAUGUUAGUUCAGUCCAUAUCAGAGAGUCAAGAUUUAGAUGUUCUCGGCACAUGUGUCAAAUGUGACCAGAAAGUUCUAGAGGAAAGUUCAGGCUGCACUGCUAUGGGGAAUAUGUAUCAUAUUCAAUGUUUCCGUUGUCAUCGCUGCAGUAUAAAUUUACAAGGUAAACCUUUCUAUGCAGUUGAAGGGAAUCCCUAUUGUGAAGUAGAUUAUCGUGAAACUUUGGAGAAGUGUUCUGUUUGUAACAAUCCAAUAUUAGAUAGAAUAUUGAGGGCUACUGGAAAACCAUACCAUCCAACAUGUUUUACAUGUGUUGUUUGUGGAAAAAGCUUAGAUGGUAUUCCAUUCACUGUGGAUGCUAUGAAUCAGAUUCAUUGUAUUGAAGAUUUCCAUAAGAAAUUUGCACCAAGAUGUUGUGUAUGUGAGCUACCCAUAAUGCCUGAAGAAGGAGAGGAGGAAACUCUACGAGUGGUGGCCUUAGAUCGUAGCUUUCAUGUGCGUUGUUACAAAUGUGAAGAUUGUGGAUUACUUUUGUCUUCAAAGGUCCCUGGGCGUGCUUGCUAUCCACUUGAUGAUCAUAUUUUGUGUAAAGCAUGUAAUGCUCAUCGUAUCCGCAUGCUUACAAAUGUCAUGACAACAGACCUU
Brenthis ino (lesser marbled fritillary) is the source of this 1428-nucleotide messenger RNA. Lineage: Eukaryota; Metazoa; Arthropoda; Insecta; Lepidoptera; Nymphalidae. The record is from the annotation of a GenBank genome assembly.